AUGUCGAGACGUGCAUUGAAGUCGAGCUCUUCAGAGCGCAAGCGCGGACGGACUCGGCAGCGGAAGAUUUGCUUCGGCAACACAUAUGUACCCAUUCGCAAGAUUGGCUCGGGCUCCUUUGGCGAUAUUUACCUUGGUACCGACCUCAAGUCGGGUGAGGAGGUGGCGAUCAAGUUGGAGCCGCGGCGGACGCGGCAUCCGCAGCUGCAGUCUGAAAUGAUGCUGUAUCGGAUUCUGUCUGGCGGGAUCGGGAUCCCGCACGUGCGGUGGUUCGGGCACGACGGCGACUACAACGUGCUGGUGAUGGACCUGCUCGGCCCGUCGCUGGAAGACCAGCACCAGGUGUGUGGGCGCAAGUUCUCGCUCAAAACGGUGCUGAUGCUGGCUGAGCAGCUGAUCACCCGGUUCGAGUACAUCCACUCGCGGCAUCUCAUCCAUCGUGACGUCAAGCCCAACAACCUGCUCAUGGGGCUCGGCAAGCACGCCGGCGAGGUCAACGUCAUCGACUUUGGUCUCUCGAAGCGGUACAUCGACCCGCGGACGGGCAAGCACAUCAAGUACAAGGAGGGCAAGAAUCUGACGGGCACAGCGCGGUACGCGUCGAUCAACACACACAUUGGCAUCGAGCAGUCGCGGCGUGACGAUCUGGAGUCGCUCGGCUACGUCCUGCUGUAUCUGCUCCGCGGCUCGCUGCCUUGGCAGGGCCUCAAGGCAGCCAACAAGAAGCAAAAGUACGACAAGAUUCGCGACAAGAAGCUCGAGGUCCUCGUCGACGACCUGUGCGCCGGUCUCCCCGACGAGUUUGUCAAGUACAUCACCUACACUCGCUCGCUCCGGUUCGACGAGCGCCCGGACUACGACUACUGCCGCAUCAUCUUCCGCGACCUCUUUAUCCGCGAGGGCUACGCCUACGACUACGUCUACGACUGGACCGUGCUCGAUGACGAAGAGGCCAGCGCGGCCACAUCAUCGGCGGCUCCCCCGGCCACGCCACCGGCUGCCGCCUCGGGCGCAGGCGUCUCCAACGUCGCCCGCAACGGCUCGGCCAUGACCCCGAUGACUUCGGACGGCCGCGCCCACGUCAGCCAGUCGCCGUCGUCGACCCGGGUCAACACCACCCCGGCCCGCGACCCGCGCUCCAGCUCCACCCGCGACAAGCGCCGCAAGCGCCGCUCCGACGAGCGCACCACCCGAGUCACCGGCGUCCCACCAGCCUCGUCCUCGUCGCCCUCGGCCCCCCCGACCGGCUCGCAGCUCCGGUCCGGCUCACGGUCGCGGCUCCGCGAGUCGCGGCGGUCGUGA
This is a messenger RNA of Thecamonas trahens ATCC 50062, 1302 nucleotides long. RefSeq names its product CK1/CK1/CK1-D protein kinase. Gene Ontology annotation, molecular function: protein serine/threonine kinase activity; ATP binding. The transcript is spliced from 2 exons. Gene Ontology annotation, biological process: peptidyl-serine phosphorylation; signal transduction. Bases 1 to 1302 code for a protein of 433 amino acids. The record is from RefSeq and is a predicted model, not a curated record. Gene Ontology annotation, cellular component: cytoplasm; nucleus. Lineage: Eukaryota; Apusomonadida; Apusomonadidae.